Messenger RNA from Hyalella azteca, 1502 nucleotides. RefSeq lists its product as uncharacterized. The coding region runs from base 12 to 1346 and encodes 444 amino acids. NCBI's taxonomy places the organism in Eukaryota, Metazoa, Arthropoda, Malacostraca, Amphipoda, Hyalellidae. The record is from RefSeq and is a predicted model, not a curated record. The transcript has 9 exons.
GGAAGGUCAAGAUGGCAAAACUCCUGCCGCUGAUUCUUGCCGGAAUUUUGACCACGGUGCUCCAUGAAGCCCAGGCGAGCCUGCCUACAGGCCCUGCUGUUGAUGUGCUUGUGACCCCCAAAGGCCCCAUGGCAGCCUGCAAGAAAACCAAAAGGUCGGUCGUGUUCCAGUCCAUCAUGUCUAAGAAGGGAAUCAUGUAUAACCGCGCAUACACUUACCCGGCGAUAUUGAAAUGCUUCACAAGCUCCCAGCCGAGCGCGGCCACCUUCAGGGACUGCGUCAACGCAGCCGCAGUAGCCGGACACUCCACCCUGUCCUUCGAUGGUACCACCUGCCUCACCUACAACGCAACAGUACCGAGUCAUGCAUGUGCCGACCAGAAGGCGGCAGCCGCAAACUACAUAGCCAUCUACCAAGCCAACCCUCCUCUGGUCAAGCCAAAUUUCGGAAAUUUCAAAGUGUUGACGAUGGCUGCGACCCUGACGGCGAGUACGAAUAACAACUUCGACGUGACGUGGACUGCAAACGAUGGUGGCUGCAACUACCCCGGCCUCAUCGUCAGCUUCUCCGGCCAGGAGAAGUACGUCGAAACCACUUCGUCCCAGACGACGAUAGAGAACGUCCCAGGGUGCAGCGCAAACGUCACCGUCUCCUUCGGUCUCCCCACCGGAGAGAAGUUCGGUACCACCGCCCAGACGGUGGUGACUCCCAUACCAGAACCACAAGAGUACUGGCCGUUCAAUUACGUGCCAGGAUUCACAAUGGAAGCCAAGUUCUUCCCGAACAAAACGAUCAUCGUAUCUUACGACGCUUCCCCUGGCUGCGGUAGCUUCACCAAGUUCACCAUUGAGAUUGGCAUCUGGUACAUGGACAUAUCUCGCCCUAAUCCGGAGCUUGACUUCCCCAUAUCUGAACCAAAAGGCAUCAUCGAGAUUGGAACGGCGGACGUGCCUGAUAUUUGCCUGACUUUCGGGCUCAAAAUAACGUACUUCCAGACGACGGGCGGUGUAAAUUACACGGAUUACAAUUUUUUCGAUUUCAGUUUACCUCUCAACGGCCUUGAUGAUGAAAGCCUGUACUCCUACGAAGUGAAUGGGACGGAUGUCGUCUUCCACUGGCCUACUAACUUGACAGCUUACGACGUCUGUGGCGUCCUACCCGGUACCACUCUGGCAAUCAAGAAAGCGUUCGGUGUCGGCAACACUUUCACGGCGCCAAUAUCUGCUGGCAACAUCACACUCACCAACCUGGCAUCUUCGCUGUCAACAUAUGUCUAUGUGAUGGAUGCUAGCUUAGGCGUUAUUCUGGCAGAAGUCUGGAUUAAAAAAGUGGUUACUGGUGUUUAAGCGGUUCACUGCUGUCGUUCAAGAGCGGUUCUCUGCAGCGGUUCAUCACGAUCUACACCCAAUGGAACCCUGCAUGCCAAGCCCAUUACAGUUUCUAAUCAGGAACUGAAGGAAGAUGAGAACCCGCUUAGUUAAAUAAAUAUUAUUGGUGCAGAA